AUGAAGAGUGAAAGCAAGUUUUUUGAAGAACAUCCUAGUUACGCACUUGUUGAACAUGAAAGAUUGUCUAUGAUGACAACUGAAGAAGCCACGACUGGUAAAUUGUCAUUUGACGUUGUGAUUGUUGGAAGUGGUGCUGGAGGAGGAGUUGCUGCUGCUGAAUUAGCCACUGCUGAAUUAGCCACUGCUGAAUUAGCCACUGCUGGAUAUUCAGUAUCGGUGAUCGAGAAAGGAACAUAUCAUCAUCAAAGUGAGCUAGCCCAAGGUGAAUUUAGGGGAUUCCAAAAUAUGUAUGAUACAGGAGCCAUUUAUUCCUCUGUUAAGAACAAUAUUGAUUCAUUCUCAGGUGGCACUUUUGGUGAUAGAACUGCAAUCAAUUACUCUGUUAGUUUGAAGCUUCAUUUGAACACAGAAGGCAAAGCACAUUAUUGCAUUCGAUGUUCUUUUGGCUUCAAAUCAAGUGUCAAAAACAGUAUUCUCAAUAUUUGGCUCAAAGAUGCUCAUCAUCAUGGUGCUCGUUUCUUGUACAGAAUAAUAGUUACCAUUUUCAUGAUUGAAAACAAGAAAGCCAUUGGUGUAGAGUGUCAGGCCCAUGGCUCUCAAGAAAAGACAUUCAUUUCUGCCAAGCAUGUGGUUGCUGCUUGUCGUGCAAUGCGUACUCCCACCUUGCUCAAGUCGAGUGGACUCUUGAACUCAGAUAUUGGCAGACACCUUCGCUUACAAGGAAAUUUGGGUAGCUGUAUUUCUCAUUUACCUGAAAACUGGAAAGGCGAUUACUAUGGUGCCAAAAUUGAAGACUGUACCAUGCUUCCAGGAGCCCUUUCACUUCGAGUGCCAUGGUAUGGGUCUGCUCAACACAAGGAACUGAUGCUGAAACAUAAAUCGUCCAUGCUUACCAUUAUCAUAAUUAGAGAUAAAGAUUCUGUUGGUAAAAUCAUUCAUGAUUCCAAGAGUGACAUACCUCUGUUUGACUAUAAGCUUGGAAAGCAUGACGCAAAGUCCCUUUUGGUGGGUAUUGAGGCUAACAUGAAGAUGUUUGUUGCUGCUGGUGCACAUGAGCUCUAUAGCCUUCAACCAGAUGUAGAGCCUUUUAUCUUUGAAGAAGACGAGUCAAGCUCAGUCACUAACCCACGGUUUAUCGAGUGGCUCAAGUCAAUCCAUAAGGCUGGUAUUAAGCCUAUUUCAGUACCCAUUGCUGCAGGCCAUCAUAUGAGCUCUUGCCGAAUGGGGGUCAACCCCAAGACAUCUGCAACAAAGUCUACAGGCGAAACCUGGGAAGUAAAGCAUUUAUAUGUCGCUGAUAGUUCUUUGCUCCCAACCGCUCUUUGUGUUAACCCUAUGGUUGCUAUUGAAGCCACCUCAUUGCAUGUUUCCCGCCAAAUCAAACACUCCCUUCAAAAUACCAGCCGUUUGUAG
Molecule: messenger RNA, 1416 nt
Organism: Gilbertella persicaria
Lineage: Eukaryota; Fungi; Mucoromycota; Mucoromycetes; Mucorales; Choanephoraceae
Exons: 4
Coding region: 1-1416 (471 amino acids)
Molecular function (GO): oxidoreductase activity, acting on CH-OH group of donors; flavin adenine dinucleotide binding
Source: RefSeq, a predicted model, not a curated record